Molecule: messenger RNA, 8719 nt
Organism: Linum trigynum
Lineage: Eukaryota; Viridiplantae; Streptophyta; Magnoliopsida; Malpighiales; Linaceae
Source: the annotation of a GenBank genome assembly
GACGAUGACGAGAGAAGACUAUAUCAAUGUGCAAGGAAGUACGAGCAGAUUGUAAAUCAAGUAAGUUGAUGUCCAUCCCAGAAAACCUUUAAGAGCUUCUUUCUCUUCUCCCUCAGUUUUUUUUUUUUUUUUACUUUGCUUCGGUAACAAGAAACUGAAAGUGGGUGGCUCCCCUGUGUUUUCCUUUUCGGUUUGACGUGCUGGUUGAGAUGAUGACCACCCGAUCCAGGCCCCCCAAGCGACGUAGAUUAACAUCUGUGAGCCUCAAUCGCUUUCGUUUCAUUCACCUCUACCUUUCAGAACUGACUACUGAGCUGCCUUCCUUUCCUUGUGAUGAAUGCAUGCCUGGUUUUGUGUAUACAGGGUUCCAAAGCAAGUAAGGACUCUGCUGCGCAUCUUCCUUCUUAUGAAGCUGCGGGCAACGACGGUGAAGUGUUCGUGGAGUCCAUAACCAAGUUUCUCCAGGAAUUAAGCGCGGAAUCUGCAGCUGAAACAGACUCCUCAUCCAGCGCUAGCUUGCUCUAAUCCAUUGCCCGCUGUUAUUUGCAAGCGCAGGCAUGGAGAUAACAUGGAUAAUGUAAAUGAAUUCACUCAUCUAUCAGCGACAAUGGAAAAAAUAUAUAUCAGUUAGGUUUUGCAGCAAACCUUGGUUCCUUACACAGACAAACAGCAAAAAUUCCACCUAGGGGAAUGACUACCAUGCAGCAAACCUUAGUGUUCUCCACGCAGAGCCACCCAAGUAAACAGAAUUUACUCGAGAACUGAUUUACAUUCUCUGGAGUAGAAUAGGGCAACAUAAAUGUAUUCAAAAUGGACCAAAUCUUCUGUUUCGUUGAGGUAGAUCUUAUAGAUGGGGAAAGGGGGGAAACAUCCCACAAAAUACAAAGAACAAAGAUUGUUCCGAUUGCCCAUUUACAUCUCUCUCCGCUGGCCAGUUUAGUACCAUGUAAGCCGUAUCCCCAAGAACAACUACUCAUUCACAAAGAGCUAGAUUUUAGCAAAGUAAUUACACAACAUUGUCAUGCUAAAAGCGCUGCUAUGACCAUUUGACUAUAGUCUUGUGUAUCUCGAGCGACCACAUUUUGAUUUGCUUGCGGCCAGCUCCUUUUUCAGUAAUUCCAUACGUUCAAUCAAGGCCAUGUUUUCCUGUAAAGGAACAGAGAAGUCAAACCACAUAGAGAAUUUCACCGAUUCAGACAUUAAACAACCAGAAACUCAAGCUAUUGAGGAAGACGUCAUGAAGAGUAGUUCAUGUUAGAUGUAAAUAAGAGAUGUUUCCUUCCCUAUACACUGUUGAACUAUAUAUCUCAAAUAAUCCAGGUAAUUUAACUUCAACGCAGCCAUUCAGAAGUGAUCUCCAAAUUCAUUUUUCAAGCUCACCUUCUGUAGCACUGCCAACUGCUGGUUUACACUAGCUGCAUCGUCCACCUUCUGCUUGAUCUGGCAUAAGAUUCACAAACAAAAUAUUCAGUGAACACGAAUGCUUCAAGUUUCAGCCCUUCCAGAUUUAGCUGGGGCAAACUCACAAUUGAUUGUGACAAAAGCACAACAUAAAACAGCAAAUGUGACUAUCUCGUCACAAUCUUCUGCCCAACCACAACCUGAAUCAAACUUCUCUUCUACAUAUAGGAAGCAACAUGAAAAGACGACAUCCUAACCACCUUAAAAAACACCAACUUUAAGUAAAUAUUAAAAGAUUCAGGUUAUGAAGGGAACCUCUAUCAAUUCCUUGUCACACUUGGCUGCCCUCUCUGCCUCUUCAUCAUACUUCAUCCUCCACUCAGCAGAUUCGUCCAUGGCUUCUCUAUUGGCCAGAUCGAAUUGUCUUCUGCAGAAUCCCAAUGUUAUCAAGCAAAGCAAUCAAGUCAUCAUAAACAGGAACGAGCCACUACAUAUAAAUGCUGCUACCCACGUAGCAGUUUAAUCCACCAACAAAGACACAGAGAAGAAGAGGUCCUGAUGGAAAAUGCUGAUCAGAAAUCAGUCAGCUUUUCUCACUGCAGACAAUGUGCUACCUAUACAGACUUGGAAAUUAGAAUCGAUCAAAUGAAGGUUAAUAAGCCUGCACUAGAGCUCACAAGCGAACUGAUUUCAGAUCUAACCUCUGAAGGUUUUCACAAGACAAGCUAAAUUUAGGAUUUUGGGGGCAAUAUCUGGUCACCAAAGGAUUAAAGAGGACACCCAGUAAAACGGACUGAGAACGGAUAGCUUCUAUUAUCAACACAUUGGAUUGAAUCCGAACCGCUGCCCAAACAUGCAGAGACAUUAAUGGGAAUUUUGACUCUCUUCCGAAAUGCAAAACUCGGAAGCCAACAGAAAUCAACCACUGUAAAGGCAAAUGGAAGAGCAGGCGAACAGUACAAGCAACCAAAUUUUAGAAGGGGGGAAUUAAUGGAGAAACUAAAACCUUAUGAGCUCAGUGUCCUCGGAGGAAAUCGCGUAGUCAAUGGUCCAAAGCCUAAAGUAAACGGCAGUUCCCAAAAGCAUUGCCACUAUCAAACCGACCAGUAUCCUUUUCCUCUCGCCGGCCAUUCUUCUAGUUUCAACUGGGUCUCUCCCCGUCAAAGGAUUUCUGUCUUCUCUCUCACCAAAAAGGGGAUUUCUUGGUUUGUCUCCUCUCCGGCGGAGAAGAACCCAUCUGAAACAAAAGGGGGAGCUUGCUAUUACUAUAUUUGUUUGCGUUAGGAGGAGGACUGGUAGCGAUUAGCAAACCAGGAAAAGAUGCCCACUCGGAGGUUGUCGUCGGGCUCGGGGCGGGUUUGAUUGCAGAUUGGAUUGGACUCGGUGGCGGUGGGUGCGGGCUGCGGCCGUUUCUAAUUCUUGGCCCUUCCUCGAUCACAUGGAUCCGUCGAUCUUAUCAAUUUUUUAUUGGGGCUUUACUGGCCGGGUAACCCAACUAAAUUAUUCUCCUUUUCCAUUAUUAAUCAGAACGGUCCCACAAUUUGGGCACCAUUAAUUAUUAUUUGUUGUUGGAAUAUUUGUUGACAACCAGUGAUGGCAAUAGGGCGGGCGGGCCGGGUACCUCAAUUCUCAUGUUAUUAUGGAGCGGGGCGGGUAAAACCCGCGCGGGUACGGGCGGGUCGACCCACUCUUACAUGUUAUUCGAAAAAAAUACAAAUAACUUUUACUUUUUACGAUAAAACGAAGGGAAAAACACUUUAAGAAUGAAAAAUAGUGAUAAUAGAAUGAGUAAUUGAGUCUAACAAGUUGAAAGAGCGACUCUAACUAGUUGAAGAAAAGUCAAAAUAGGAGAAAUAUGUAUAGAAAUUGUAAGAAAUUGAGAUAAAAAUGAGUCUAUAAUGGGGCGGGGCAAGGCGGGUCGGAAGUAGAUACCCAUGCCAUGCCCCGCCCCAUCGCGGGCCAGGUCGGGUAAUACCCGCGGGGCGGGUUGAAAUUGCCAUCACUAUUGACAACCAUACCCAUCGUCUAUGGAAAGGACUACAGUGAUAAUCAAGGUUAAAAAAGAUGUUAGGCAGGUGUUGGGAUUCUAUCUAAUGUUUAGCACGUCUAAGUGGUAUUUAAGCAGUGCCUAACCAUUUUAAGUGAACAUAGUGUAAGGUAUUUUCAACCGUAUAUUGCAUUACAUGGUUAGUGGUAUUUAUACCCAAUUACAUAUUGGAGAUACAAGUAUAGAAAUAUGAGUGUGAUAAGGAAUAGGAGACAACUAGGUACAAGAAAUAUGAGUGUGAUAUGGACUAAGAUUUCUCCCUAUUACGCCCCCGAUGUAGGCAACAUCAACAAGACCAAUCUUGCGGCUAAGUAAACGAAACCAAUAACAGGAAGCGCUUUGGUGAGUAAAUUGGCAAGUUGAGAAGUAGUCGGUACACGAUGAACAACAAGUUGUUUAGCAUUGACAAGGUGAUGGACGAAGUGAUAAUCGAGGGACAAAUGCUUCAUGCAAGAAUGAAAUACUGGAUUAGAACUGAAGUCGACGGCACCCAAAUCAUCAUAGAAGAGAGUCGGUGUUGCGGAUAGCUUGUAAUGAAGCUCGGAUAAGAGAUUUCGCGGCCAUAUAGCGUUAUAAGUAGCCAAACCAAUCGCACGAUAUUCAACUUCUGUACUUGAUCGAGCAACCUUCCGUUGUUUCUUGGAUUUUCAUGAUAUCAAUGUAUCAAAGAUAAAUGAGGGGCCCACAUGUGGAAAUGUGAUUGUAGAAAUCCCUUGUCCAACCAGAGUUAGAGAACAAACAAAGAGCUAGAGGAGAGGCUCCAAGUCGAAUCUGGAGACUAUCACGCGUCCUAGCAAUGUAGUGAAGAAAUCGCUUAACGUGUUGUCAGUGCAAAGAUAUCGAAGCAUGCAUAUACUAAGACAACUUGUUGAUAGCAUAGGCAAUGUCCCGACGAGUAGUGACCAGAUACUAAAGAUCCCCAAGUACCUGAUGAUAUAAGGUUGCUUCAUAUGGGUUGGAGCCAUUAGAGAGAGUGAGGUGUGUCGUCGAAGCAAGAGGAGUGAGUUUUGGCUUAGCCUCGUGCAUUUGAAAGUGAGUUAGAACAUCAGUGGUGUAUUUGUUCCGGGACAAAAGAAAGCUAGUGGAGGUCGAAAUGACUUCUAUACCAAGAAAGUAGUGAACAUGUCCCAGAUGCUUAAGAGGGAACCGAUCACAGAGCUGGCUUGAAAUGUGCAAAGAAAUGCAACAUCAUUCCCAGUGAGAAGCAUAUCAUCAACAUACAUGAGGACAUAAGCAAACACAUCUCCACGAGAAGUAGACAAAGAGAGAAGCUUCGAAGCAAGUCUUGACAAAGCCAUAGGAGAGCAAAAAGGCACUAAGAGCAUCAUACAAGACAGGUGACGUGAUAAUUGUCAAAAAUAUAUUGAUUCUAUGUGUUUAAUGUUAUUAUUUCGUGAUAUGUGAGAUACAUAAUGUUUGUUUUAGAUCUAACUCACCCUUAAAUGGUUAUAAGAUCAUACCAUCAUAUGUUAGUAUUGUGAUAUAUUUUAAGCGAAAAACAAGAAGAAAAAAGUGAAAACACAAGCAAAGGGACAAAGAAGUACAUGAAGGAUUUGAAUAGGCAAAAUGAACCAGAUCACGAACCAACUCACUGAAAAGGCCGCAACAUCUAAAAAGCCCAUCACGAUUAAAUAGGGCUUGCGGCCCAUUCUACUUUCUAUAUCGGGAAUUAAAUGGACCAGAAGGGAAGAUUGGAGAGGGAGAGCCAGCGAGCAGUGCAAAUUGAAGAGAAAAGGGGAUUAGUUGGAUCGAAAUUAAUUGGAGGCUGCAGGGGAAUUUUGGAGAUUUAAUUGGACACGGGAUGAAAUUUUGAUUCGAGCAUAUUUAUAUAUGUUUUACCUUUUCUUGCCUUGAGUGUUUGACUCGGUAAUGGUGAUUCAUCGAUCUAGUUUACACUAAGUUGUGCUUCUUUUUUCACAUUUCAGAUCCUAGUACGUGUGGGAAGGUCGGAGAUGAGUUUCGUGACAAUUAGAAGUCAAAAGGAGCCAAAGAAUGGUGAAGAGGCAAAUAUCACGGGUUGUAGGUGAAGAUCACGACCUCAAGCUGUGAACAUUGCAAGAAGGGUGUUAUCUUCGCAAGGUUCCAGGAGACUUGAGCCAAUUCAGGGGCACUUAGAUCAUGGUCUCAUACUGUGAUCUUUACAUGGAGAACUUGAUCUCGGACAUGAAACGCGACACUUUGGGUCGAGAUCACGGCCUGGGUGUUGAGAUCACGAUCAUGAUAUUUGACCCGUAAUCUGGGCACUCGGGCAGUAUAAAGAGGCAGGAGGUUUGGUUUUAGGUGGGAGCUUGAUUUUUCCUUUAGGUUUCGACCCAAACCCCCAAAGAGGUGUUUCUAAAGAGAUAGGUCUAUGAGGGUUCUCGAAGCUGAUUUGGAGGUGCCAAUCACCAUUGGAGCUUGAAGAUCAUCCCCUAGAAGAAGAAGAUGGAAGAAGUUGAGCCUUGUAUCGUAAUAUAACUAAACCUCUUCUCUUAGGUUGAUGAAUCCUAGCUCUAGAUUUUGGUUUGAUGUUGUUAUAUGCGACAAAUCCUAUGUUUGAUUACUCAUAUUAUCUAUAUGAUCGAUGCUUAUUAUAAACUGCAUUAGUGUUGAUUCCAUUUCAUGACAUUUGAGGUUUGACCUAGGAGAGAGAAAAUCCCCUUUUGUCCCAUUCUUGGCAAUUAGGAUCACUACUUGAUCUAUGUCGUUCCUGGUUAAUCUUUGAGGGAGUGAAUUUGAUUGAUCUCCUAAUGAAAUAGGAUUUGGAUUAUAUCCCUCUAGGUGAAUAGAGCACCUUCAAUCCUUCACUUUGCAUCUUUGAUGCGAAAGCAAUAAGGUCCAUAGUGUCAUUUUGGGUAGUGCCAAGUAGAGUAUUCCCAAUCAUGGGGAAUUAGCGAUUAACACCCUAACUGACUUCGCCAUUGUUUGGUAUGCCACUCCGGGUAGCGUAAUUGGACUGGGUUGGAUGCACUCGAAUAAGGGGUCCAACCUAGUCUAGUAUUCUUCGCGGCAAAGAUAUCGAGUCAAGCAAUCUAGGAUAGUGAUCAACAUCGAUCCAAGUGACGGAACUAGGGGGAUUCAAGCUAAGAGAGCUCCCAACCUUGUAAUUAACUAGUAUAGUGGUUAGGUUAUAUUAGUUAGCUUAGUUUCUUAAUCACUAUUCUAUGUUGGCAAGAUAAAUAAGUCGAAUUAAGGUACAUCUAGAGACCAGUGGUUCGAUAUUUCUAUUACUUGCUUACCAUAUGCUAGACCUGGAUGUUGAUUAUACUUGGCCUUUGAUUGAGAAGUUGUAUUCAGAGCGAGUCAAGUUUAGGUCGUUACUUUAGUCGUUUUGUAUUUGUUUUGUGUUUUUUUACCCAUUCUUCGUCUUGAAGGGUGGUGGCUUAGUAUAGGCUGACAGUGCCUAUCUUGUCAGUGGUGGUGCUAGAGUUCUCUUUUUCAUGUGGUCGGGGCUUUGAGGUGGCCGUAAUUCUCAAUACCACGUAGAAAAAUAAAUAAAAUAAUAAUUACUUGAGCUAGGGAAAUAAAAUAAUUAAAGCACAUGAUAGGAGUGUUUAGGGGUUAAUGAAGGACAAUUUGGUAAUUUUUCAGUUAAUUUAACGGCACUUAACAAAUAAUUAGAUGGAAGCGUAAAUUUGUUAAGUUUUAAUAUUAGAAGAGUAUGUUCAUCCAAAAAUUUCGUAGACGGGUAUUUUUGUUAAUCUACAAAAAUAGUUAGGUACAAAAUGCUAUUAACCCAUUUUCAAUAUAUAUGUAUUUUUGCUCCACGUUUUAUUAUGAAUGAAUAAUAAAUCAGUUAUGUUAAUUUACUUAUCGUUAUUUUUAGGGGGUGAAAAUAAAGUAGUUUAUUGAAAUUCAAUCCGUGAAGCUGAUCAUGCGUAACAGCUCAAGAUCAUCAUACUAAUGGGAAGUUAGGAAGAAACAAGCAGGUAGCAGAGACGAUGGCGCAACCGCGCAAGCUGAACCUGCACGGAAAAAACACAUCUCUUUGCUGUCUUGGUUCCCAUACUAUACAUGCAAAAAUAAUACAUUUCCCUCAUUUGGGCGUGAAGGAAGGUUUAGUCUAUUUUAUGCAAUUAACCAUUCUAUAUGUUUCUUUGGUUAUAUGUAUGAUAUUUUUGCUUGUGCCAGAAAUAGUAGAGGUAAAUAGAGAUUUGAUACAUUUUUGUUAAUUCAUGAACAUGAUCUAUAUUGAAACUGGCGAGGUUUCAAUAUCUUUUUAAUCGAUACAAUAUUAUCUUUUGUAAAAAAAAUGAUAUUCUUGAACUCCAAAUUCGUAAGCAUUUCGAUAUUUGUCCUCGAGAGUGAAACACUAUUUUAUGAACAUUGUGCGAGUGUUUAAUAUUUGUAAGCAUAUUGAUUUUAUUCUCGAGAGAUAAAGAUCAAAAUUAUAAUCCCAUUUUGGUGUUGUGACGACUUUUCAAUCAUAGUACAAAGUUGAACCACUAACGACAAAUAGUAAGAAAAACUGUUAGGCUGAUCAGUGGUACAUAUCCGAAACAAAUUUGUUGACUUCUAUGAAUUCCAUAAUAGCACGUUAAAUCAUAAAAAAGAUAAUAAAUAAACAAUUACGGGAGCUUCUAAUAAGGUGCUAGCUGCUGUAAAUGCGACGAAAAGGCAAAGGUGUCGACUCUCGACAGCGGAGCAGCGCGUAGAUAAGAUGAUCAGGAGUAGGGGCUAGAAGUGUUCAUGGAAUGGCUGAAUGCUGAUUUGGAUUUGGUAUUUUAAUCACCGAUCUAUAUACUAUAAUUUUGAAAAUAAUAAAUCCAAAUUCAUCAAAAAAUUAGAACUUUAUAAUUGAAUUGGGUUUUGGUGAAUUGUAUAUUAAAGUAAUAACCCAACACAAAAAUAUGUUAUAUUUCUGUAAUUAUACAAAAAAACAACAACAUGAUUGCUUGUAUUAAGUCUUUAUCAAAAUUUUCAGUUGAAGAAUGUAUCAAGUUAUUAAGACAACGAAAGAAAUUGAUGACAAAAUAUCUUAAAUUUCUCAUAAAUAUGCUUGUUUAUGACAAAGAUACGUUUUGGGUAUGAACACUUAGGUAUCGUUUGCUUGUGAGAUUUGAGUGAUGUAUUUGGUACCCGAAUCUCAAGCAUUAUAUAUUUGCCAAAAUAACAUUUUUUGUUGAGGUAUAUAAAUCCGUGGAACCCACGUAUUUGCAAAUACCAUUUUUCAUUUGGUAUUUGGUCAUGGAAGGCAAGGUUUUGUGAGCCAUGGUGCAAAAACCUUUAAAUCCAUGAUCAAAAUGAACUAAACAAACAAUGUUAUCUUUCAAAUACAAAAUGCAACAAAUC